Molecule: messenger RNA, 369 nt
Organism: Zygosaccharomyces rouxii
Lineage: Eukaryota; Fungi; Ascomycota; Saccharomycetes; Saccharomycetales; Saccharomycetaceae
Gene: TMC1
Product: Tmc1p
Exons: 1
Coding region: 1-369 (122 amino acids)
Molecular function (GO): zinc ion binding
Source: RefSeq, a predicted model, not a curated record
AUGAGUUCAAAUACAUCCAUUGAAGAACAAAAGUUACAACAGCAACAACAAGAGCCACAGCAAUCUGAAGAAGUUAAGGUAGUAGUUGGUACCGGUGGCGUUAGUAGUAAGGAAUCGCAUUCAGGUAGUCGAGUUUCUAAGAAGAGUAACAAGAAGAAGAAGAACCAGUGCUAUUUCGACAAGUGCACGUCACCAGCCUCUAAAUUCAUUGGGGACUGCAACUUUUGUAAGGGUCAUUACUGCUCGAAACACAGGUUAAUGGAGAACCAUGCCUGUGAAGGAUUAACGAGCUGUAAGGAGACUAUGCAUAAACGUAACGCAGAUAAGUUGGUUUCUGAGCAAACAAAGGCUCCCAAGAUCCAAAUAUAG